AUGGAUAAGAGUAGUGAAGAACUGGAUUUGGAAAAGGACUAUCUGGAGGAAAUGGAGGCUAUAGAAGCUCUGGAAGCCAUGGGAACGCUAGAAUCUGCUCCGCCGUAUCCUGGCCAUGCAGGAGAUUAUGGAGGAAUAAACCUGGGCCACAACUUGGCUUAUAUCUCGUCUCCAUAUCCCAACGUUAACAUGGGGUACACCUCAUUCCCAGAGCCCGGAGGUAACACACACUUUCAGGGAGGUCCAAACCCAGGGACAUAUCCUCAAACUACCAGUCCAACUCAGGGGAUAUAUCCUCAAAUCAACAGUCCAAACCCUGGGAUGUAUCCUCAAGUGAACAGUCCAAACCCGUAUCCUCAAGCUACCAGUACAAACCCUGGGACGUAUCCUCAAACUACCACUGUCACGACUACAGUGAGGAUGCCCAACCUGAGUGAUUUACCUGCUCAAACCAUGUGUCCCCACUGUAAGCUCCAGGUCAUCACUAUAACAGAGCACUUCUCUGGACUAUCAGCCUGGGUGGCCUGCGGAUGUCUCGCCCUCAUUGGGUGUUGGCCGUGUUGUCUAAUGCCCUUCUGGAUGGACUCUUGUAAAGAUGUUGAGCAUCGCUGCCCAAACUGCAACAAUAUUUUGUGCUACUACAAGCGCCUGUGAUCUAGAAACAAACAUGUCCUUCUUAGUCGAACACAGGGGUGUCCAAACUCAUGGAGGGUCGGUGUCCUGC
Molecule: messenger RNA, 724 nt
Organism: Danio rerio (zebrafish)
Lineage: Eukaryota; Metazoa; Chordata; Actinopteri; Cypriniformes; Danionidae
Source: RefSeq, a predicted model, not a curated record